AUGAAAGCAGAUGUAGUUUGUAAAAUAUUUAAACAAGACGAUGUUAAUGCAAUUCAACAUGAAAUAAAAAUACAAAUUAGAGGACACGUUUGUGACAAUAUUAUUCGUUUUUUGGGAAUUACUCGUGGAUGUGCAAAAAUAACUGAUUUUGGACACUCUAAAAGUUCGGAAACGCAAACAAUAAUCCACGAUAAAGCUUUUGGAAUGCUUCCAUAUAUGGCGCCAGAAUUUUUAAAUACUAAUAAUCAACGUCCACCAUAUUCAGUUAAAACCGAUAUUUAUAGUCUUGGAUUUUUAUUUUGGAAGAUAUCAAGCGGACAUCCACCAUUUUCAAAUAAUUCAGACGACUAUUUAUUACAUUUUCAAAUUAUUAAAGGAAUGAGAGAAGAAAAGGUUCCUGAUACACCAGAUGAUUAUUGCGAACUUUAUAAUUCCUGUUGGGAUAAAAUUCCAGAAAACAGACCUAAAAUCGAACAUGUUUAUUUAUGGUUAAAAGAUAUUAUUAACUCGCAUAGAAUCAUAAAUAAUGCACAACCCACAAUUAAAAAUCAAAAAGAUAAUGAAAUUGAAUCAACUGUGUGUAAUUUACUUGAAAAGAAUAAAACCACUUAA
Molecule: messenger RNA, 612 nt
Organism: Funneliformis geosporum
Lineage: Eukaryota; Fungi; Glomeromycota; Glomeromycetes; Glomerales; Glomeraceae
Source: the annotation of a GenBank genome assembly